AUGGAAACAGAUGUACUGGACGCUUUGGAAAGUUUCCAAAUGAUGCUCAGAGACGAAAAGUUCAUUGAAGAUCUCCAGAAGAAUGCGUCUAGUUCGUUGCCUACUGAUUGCAAAGCUGUACUAGUAGAGCUUGUGUGCGCCUUCAUUCCCGAUAUUAUGGAUCACGACCCACCUCGGAAAAAGUCAAAAGCUCGUCACCUUUAUAAGAGAGGGUCAUGGAGCAGCAGUGUAAAGAAAGUCAACAAAGAGGAUCGCAAGAGUCCGUUCAUUACUAUACUCCGUCUCCAAGAGUUGAUCCUGUCGCCAGCCAUUCAGACGCACAUCGAAAACAACAAGGCUGAUGCUCAUUCGUUCUUCUACUCUAAGGAGGUUAUGAACAACAUUCAGAGCUAUGAUAAGGACUCAACAGGAGAGGCUUUGAUACUUCAAUAUCAGUACACUAAGACUCUUUCUCAUAACAUGAAGCUAAAUAGCGUCCGAUGGCACUUUUUAAUGCUUAUGUGGCACGACAUAGUAAAGCUUGCGCGACCAGACUGCACUGGUAAUCGAAUCAGCCACCUGAUGAAGAAGCAUCUCUUAGAGCUUAUCACACCUGUAUACGCUAAUAGUUCAGAUAUGAAUGCGGUAGGUAUGGAGGUAGUAGCAGACGAGCUGCACACCUGGUGCAGGUAUGGAGCGAAACUCAACGUUUUCGUAGAGAACUUUGGGGAGGGUUGUAUCUUCUAUCUGCAAGGCGUGCUUUCUCCAAACUUUCUUUCGGAUAAGAUGACAGCUUCGGGUACCUACUAUGACGAGGCCAUGACACACCUCCGCGAGACGUUGCAUCUUACUCAGAUAUUAGAGAGUAACCCUUUGAUCGUUAGGCUGAGCCAAAAUAUUCGAAGGCACCUCCUUCGACCCUUUGAAGAAUCCAAGAUGGCCAGGAAUAUGUAG
Molecule: messenger RNA, 933 nt
Organism: Bipolaris victoriae FI3
Lineage: Eukaryota; Fungi; Ascomycota; Dothideomycetes; Pleosporales; Pleosporaceae
Exons: 3
Coding region: 1-933 (310 amino acids)
Source: RefSeq, a predicted model, not a curated record